Molecule: messenger RNA, 1607 nt
Organism: Lucilia sericata (common green bottle fly)
Lineage: Eukaryota; Metazoa; Arthropoda; Insecta; Diptera; Calliphoridae
Exons: 4
Coding region: 518-1564 (348 amino acids)
Source: RefSeq, a predicted model, not a curated record
AUUAACGGUUGUGUGACAGCGGUUACGCGCCAACGCGUUUGAAAAUUUUUUGUAAACUUAAUUUUUGAGCGUUAAAAAAUUUAAAAUACGAAUCAAUUGAAUGGAAAUUGUUAAAAAUUAAAGAAAGAAAAACAUAUUGGAAGACAAGAGUGGUAGUAUGUAAAUUUAUUGAAAAAAGCCAACAAAAUAUUUGUGUCGUUUGCCAAAAACGGAAAAAUAUAAAACAACUUAAUAAUAAACGGAAAUCAGUUUUAACCAACAACCAAAUACGUUAAUAGAAGAACUUUUUUUUUCAAAGAAAAAAUUAAAAUUUAUUUAUAAAAAUUAUUAAAAAAACGUGCUGCGGAUAUAGAAAUUUAAAUGUGCAAUUUAAGUUUAAAGGGAAAAUAUUAAAAAAAAGAAAUUUGUUUCUUUAAAUUAUUGGAAAAAAGUGUGUGGGAAAGGUGUUAAAAAAAGCUGAUAUUUGGAAUAUAUUUACUUAACAGCAACAGUUAUUAAUUAUUUUUUUAAGUAAAAAAUGCGUGAACGUAGUCAUACCACACCUAGAAGACGCGGUCCUAAACAACCGUUACCACAGGAUGCUCUAUACAAUGAUUCAUUCGAUUCUCAAGAGUCUCCAUACUAUACGAUCGAUAAUACGGAAGAUAUUUAUAGUACAACACUAUUGCCAUCUCAGAGAUGUUAUGUGGAUCCAUGGGACUUAGAAAAUUAUGAUUAUGUUAGAAAAAAAAUUGAACAGCCAAUAUCUCCACGUCCCCAAGAAUAUUACGAGACAUCGCUAUCACCUAGUCCCAUCGAGGAGCCCAUGCAUUCGAACUAUUACUACGACAGGGAACCAAUAGAGGUUCCACCUCGUAUGGCAUCCACUAUGCCACGUAAUCGUCGACGUUCUUCACACUAUCAAUGUCAAAUGGAAUGCUGUCAACCUCAGCCGCAAAGAAGACGUCCUAGUGGUCUUUACGAUGUGGGUGGUGCGGAUAAAUACGAUGACUAUAUGACUUUGCAUAUGGCACAGAAAUUUCAAAAUGCUCUUAAUUUGGAAGAUGUUGAACAAAAUAUUUAUACAGGAUUUGGUGGCCUCUCAUCUUCCUCCUCUACCGAGCCGCAUAGUUCGCUGGGCGAUGACUAUCACACAAUGACACUACAGCGACAAGUUUCCAACUAUGGCAUACUACCACAAAGACGAAUUUCUAAACCAGCACCCAAAUUGGAAUUUCCCUCACCACCACCAAUGCCACCAACCUACGACUAUUGUAAUCCUUAUGCUACAUUGCCUCCUUGCUGUAGUGUAUCCGAUUGCUAUGAAUGUUUGUCGCAGGCUCAACAGCAACAACAAAUCUAUGGCACUCACUCGAUUUACGGCACGACCCCAGCCACUGGACCCUCUAGUUGUUAUGGCUGUGCGGGCAUGACCGCCAGUCAAACAUUAGGGCGACGUCCCUCUUCAUCGCUCUACAGUGGAAUUUAUAGUAGUAAAUUCGGUAUGAGCAAAAAGGGUCUAUUGCAAAUCGAUUAUUCGUGCAGUUGGAAUGAUUUAGAUCGUGUUAUGGGUAAAAAUUAUUGAACAUGUUAAUAAUAAAAUUAUUGUUAUGAUUAAUUUAAUUUCA